AUUAUUGAUGGAGACAUCACCUGAAGCAAUAUGAGUGACUAGCAGCACGGUACAGCGAGGAUGCGAUUACCGUACUUGUCGAAAGCAAGAACAUAAUAGUAUUAUAGAAUUCCUCUCGAUGCAGUAACAAACACCAGAUUACUUACUUCUAAUAUAUAUCUCAAUAAUGAUUCGAAAACUUGGGCUUUUCAAGCCUUCAGGGAUUCUUUCACGCAUUGCGCGAACACGACGUCCAUUAAACUCAAGAAGCUUUCGAUCUAGAGUUCUUACAAACUACAAUCAUGAUUCUUCACAGGAGAUUAAUAUUGAGCCACCUUCACCUCCUCAACCCAGCCCUCCGGUUCAAUCCAAUGUGGCUGCAAUAACUCUAUUUACCGUGGUAGCCGUUAGUACUAUAUACACCACCUCGGCCAUAUACGAGAAUCUGAAUCUCCAAAAGGAGACACCCAAAAUCAUGGAUAUGUUCAUCCGAAACGAGGAAAACACGUAUGAUGUAAGACGCAAAAUGCACGAGAUGAAUUACCCUCCUGGAAUAUUAUAUGCUCCGACCCCAUGGCCACCCAUCCACCAACUCUCCAGUCCCCAGGGACGAGAAAAAUUCUGGAAUAGAUUGAUGCCCUCGGAAAAAUUCACGUACACCAUCAUGGCGACAAAUAUAGGAAUCCAUGCUCUAGGCAGUCUGGCUCCAGGAUUAUGGUCCAACAUCUUCCUACAUACACCCGGCAUGAAUAGAAAUUUCACAUUGCUCACCUGUGUAUUUGGUCAUGGGGGACUGGCGCAUUUGGGUAUGAAUAUGUAUGGAUUCCAUUCCUUCAUGCCGGCCUUGGGACAAGAUCCAUCGUUCAAAUCGAGUAUUCCUCACAUGUCGGCCUUCUAUCUCUCAGCGGGUGUUGUGGGUAGUUGGGCUCAAGCUUUAAGUGCAGGACUUCGACCGAGGGUCGCGCCGGUACCCUUUUUGGGAGCGAGCGGUGCGAUUUUUGCAUUGAUUGGUGCGUUUGCUAUGCAACACCCAGAAGCUCAUUUUCAGAUUCUGUUUAUUCCGUAUCCGUUUGCGGCGCAGGAGUUGUUGGGUGCAGCUAUGUUGUUUGAUUUGCUGGGUGUUUGUGGUGCUUAUAAAACUCUUAGAUUGGGGCACGCGGCGCAUUUGAGUGGUGCUUUGAUGGGUUUGGGCUAUGUGUAUUUUGAUUGCGAGAGGAACAUUUGGAGACCCCUUUGUAGAGGUGUUUAUAGAUGGUUUGGAAUGAGAAAGUGGGAGAAGAAGGUUUAGCAGUACUUUGAAGAUGAGUGAGGCGGGGUAGCAGAGUAUGGUUCCUGUUAACAGUUGCGAUUUAGAAGAAUCACAAGUGGAGACGAGAUGGUCUCCACUCAUAGCUGGUAAUUGAUUACGUCGGCGUUUAGGUAUUGAUGUUCCCCUCAUAUAGUUAAUCAAUGAUUUGUUGGUAGAGGAAAGCUUGACUCCUAGUAUCUGAAAGAUCACCAGGAAACCG
This is a messenger RNA of Botrytis byssoidea, 1487 nucleotides long. RefSeq lists its product as uncharacterized. The coding region runs from base 167 to 1267 and encodes 366 amino acids. The record is from RefSeq and is a predicted model, not a curated record. NCBI's taxonomy places the organism in Eukaryota, Fungi, Ascomycota, Leotiomycetes, Helotiales, Sclerotiniaceae. Gene Ontology annotation, cellular component: membrane. The transcript is spliced from 2 exons. Gene Ontology annotation, molecular function: serine-type endopeptidase activity.